Molecule: messenger RNA, 14646 nt
Organism: Pelobates cultripes (western spadefoot toad)
Lineage: Eukaryota; Metazoa; Chordata; Amphibia; Anura; Pelobatidae
Source: the annotation of a GenBank genome assembly
GGGGGAGGGAGAGGCUGCAGCAGAAAGAAUUGGUGCAGGAUCAGAGGGAAAGCAGUGAGGGGGGGAGACAGUGACAGGGGGCGAGGAGAGACCCCCCAUCCUGCCAUAUUCAUCUGAGGACCCCCCCAAACCCACGCAGCUCCCUCCCCUAGGAGACAUGUCCAGCGAGAAAACAGGUGAGGAGGGUGGGAGAUGGGGAAACGAGAUGAUGGAGAGAAGAUAAGUCUAUAGUGAGACAGGAAAAGGCGAUGGAGGAGGAGGGAGGUUAGGAGAGAUGAAUGAAGAAAAUCUGAGUAGGAGUGCAUGAGAUGAGCCUUGAACAUGUAUCUAUUAUCUGUCAAUAGGACUAGCCAUUUCCAUCUGCUACUCUGACAGUCUAUCUGUGUCUAACGGUCUAUCCAUCCAUCGUCCGUCCAUCAUUUAUUAUUGCAAGUCUCUGCUGAUCUCAUCAGCACCACAGGAGAACUGGUGGUCAGAGGAAGGGCAUAGGGAAAUACGCAGAGAUGCAACAGAGAAGAGAGAGGAUUCAUGGAGGAGACUGGUGAGGAGGGAUUGCAUUAACAGGAGAGGAUUGGGAGAACAUUUAGAGGUUCCAAGAGAAGAUUGGGGGGUAUGGAGGAACCUGGUAAAGUGAGGUAACAUGAGAGGGCUGAGCAGAAUGGAUAACAAUGAUAAAUAGGGGUACCAGAAGAGAAUUGGGGGGAUGGAGGAGAUUUAUGAGGGGAGAUGGAGGUAUCAGGAGAGGAUUGGGGGGAUGGAGGAGACUAGUGAGGGGGGGGGGAGAGAUAUCAGGAGAGGAUUGGGGGGAUGGAAGAGACUAGUGAGGGGAACAAGAGUUACUGGGAGAUGGAGGGGAGUAGUGAGGGGAGAGUGGGGUAUCAAGAAAAGAUUGGGGGGGAUUGAUGAGUCUAGUAAGGGGGGGAGGGUGAAGUUCCAGAAGAGGAAAGGGGUGAUGCAUGAGAGUAGUGAGGGGAGAGUGGGGUACAAGGAGAGGAUUGGAGGGCUGUAGGAGAGUAGUGAGGGGAGAGUGGGUUACAAGGAGAGGAUUAGGGGGAUGGAGGAGAGUAGUGAGGGGAGUGUGAGGUACAAGGAGAGGAUUGGAGGGCUGUAGGAAAGUAGUGAGGGGAGAGUGGGGUACAAGGAGAGGAUUAGGGUGAUGGAGGAAAGUAGUGAGGGGAGAGUGGGUGGAGGUGAAUAGUGAGGGGAGAGUGGGAUACCAGGAGAGGAUUGGGGGGAUGGAGGUAAAUAGUGUUGGGGACAGUGAGGUACCAGGAGAGGAUUGGGGGGAUGAAGGACACUAGUUAAGGAAGAGUGAGGUAAAGAGAGAGGAACGUGGAAUGGAGGAGACUUGUGAGGGGAGAGUGAGGUACCAGGAGAUGGAGGACACUAAUGAGGGAAGAGUGGGGUAACGGGAGAGAAACUUAGAAUGGAGGAGACAUGUAGUCAGGUAAUAGUAGAGAAUUUGAGAAAUAAAGGGGGUAAUGAAGUAAGGUUUUGGGGAGAAAAGGGUGGAACGGAUGGGCAGCCAUUCAUUGCCACCCAGAGCUGGAUGGGCUAAUGCGGAUAACCCAUUCUGUAUUAAUUGAGCGGCAGCAGAGGGGUCAUGCUUUAUGUGCUAGAAGAACCUUGUUUUUUGUCUGACCGUUCAGAUCCAAACACUCUCACUAUAACUACUACAAUGAGCUGUAGUGCUUAUGGUGCCAUGUCACCUUUAUAACAGUUUGUUAAUCUAAUUAGAACCGCAGAUGAAAUUUUAGAUUUGGUUGACAUGAGUGUUUUUCAAAGUAAUUUUACUGAUGAGGAUCGGAGAAAGAGAGGGGGCGGGUGAAGGAGAAGGGGCAGGUUAAAAAAACCAACUUAGAAAGGUCAGCGGCUGGGGAGGUGGAGCAAACAAGAUGACAGAUAAAGAUCAAUUAAAAAGUGGACAAUGGAGAUUUAACCAGCUGGGGAGUCACAGAGAAGGCUGAUACACAUGUAGCAUAAUUAUAAAUCCGUGUCAGUGACCCUGACCCCUAGGGAGAGUUUACGGGUACCUGGAGAUGUGAAUCAUUUUAUGUCCUAUUCAGGUAGCUGGUUUAUGUGUUUUUUUGCAAAAAGAGGUGAUUUCAAUGUAUAUAAUCAAAGUAAAAUAAUGUCCUAACGAUGAUCAGUGAGUGGUAGUCUGUACAGUUUGUUAAUCACAUGUAAAGGGGUUUAUUUACUAAGCAAUAUAUUGAAAUUUGAAUUUUGCGUAUUAUGGAUAUAGAGAAGCAUUGGAGAAUUGUUAUCAGCUUUGUAAUAGGACUUACAUUUUACAAAGUGUGCUUCACAGGGACACUCACCAGAGUACUGAUUUUGUUGCAUAGAUCCUGUCCUUUUUAUCUGUCUUGAUUGUGAAAUAUUGCCAUUUCUAAAAAAAACAGCAAUAUUUACAUUUUGCUUUAACUGUGCCUUUAUUGGCUGUCAGACAGACAUUCUCCUCCUUCAGACGUUUUAUUUCAUGAGAUCUAAUGUUCGACAUCAUCAUCGCGAACAGCAUGAUGAUGCUGAAUGGUGUUAAUGCUUCUCAUGGCCAUUUAUUGGAUUCAAUGCUCUUCUACGAGCAGCAUUGAAUUGGUGGAACUCUGAGAUUGCUGCGCAUGUGUCCUCUCUGACUUCAGAUCCUCUCAAUGAGAAGGAUUGAAUUGGUGGAACUCAGAGAUUGCUGCGCAUGUGUCCUCUCUGACCUCAGAUCCUCUCAAUUAGAAGCAUUGAAUUGGUGGAACUCAGAGAUUGCUGCGCAUGUGUCCUCUCUGACCUCAGAUCCUCUCAAUGAGAAGCAUUGAAUUGGUGGAACUCAGAGAUUGCUGCGCAUGUGUCCUCUCUGACCUCAGAUCCUCUCAAUGAGAAGCAUUGAAUUGGUGGAACUCGGAGAUUGCUGCGCAUGUGUCCUCUCUGACCUCAGAUUCUCUCAAUGAGAAGCAUUGAAUUGGUGGAACUCGGAGAUUGCUGCGCAUGUGUCCUCUCUGACCUCAGAUCCUCUCAAUGAGAAGCAUUGAAUUGGUGGAACUCGGAGAUUGCUGCGCAUGUGUCCUCUCUGACUUCAGAUCCUCUCAAUGAGAAGCAUUGAAUUGGUGGAACUCGGAGAUUGCUGCGCAUGUGUCCUCUCUGACCUCAGAUCCUCUCAAUGAGAAGCAUUGAAUUGGUGGAACUCGGAGAUUGCUGCGCAUGUGUCCUCUCUGACCUCAGAUCCUCUCAAUGAGAAGCAUUGAAUUGGUGGAACUCGGAGAUUGCUGCGCAUGUGUCCUCUCUGACUUCAAAUCCUCUCAAUGAGAAGCAUUGAAUUGGUGGAACUCGGAGAUUGUUGCGCAUGUGUCCUCUCUGACUUCAGAUCCUCUCAAUGAGAAGCAUUGAAUUGGUGGAACUCGGAGAUUGCUGCGCAUGUGUUCUCUGUCCCCAGUGCUUUAUAAACAAUUUUUUUUUUUUUUUACAACAGGCAGUGUGUGGGGUGGGGGUCCAGUACUCUAAACAAGGAACACUCUAACCUUAAAUUAUUAUGUAUAUUUUGUAUAUUUUGUAUAUUUUGUAUUGUUUCUUUAAGUUUACUGUUUAUUAGUUAUUAGGAGAAUAAAAGGGAUUCACAAUAAUAUAUAUUGGGACUAUUUACAAAACUCUGUAUUUGUUGUGGUAAAUUCAAGAAAACGAAUUCAGAGCAAUUUGGGGCAAACAUUUCACAUUUCCUGUACUUUGUAUUGUAUUUAGGUGGUUUGGGGUUUAUUUAUUUGGCAAUUAAAUUGCUCCGAAUCGAAUACGUACGUUUGGGUGAGAUGUCUGACUUAGCAUUUAUAUUGAUAUCAAAAAAUGUUCUAAUAGCAAUCUCUGGACAGAUUUAUAUUUGAUAGCAAAUUUUUCAAUAUGUAGCAUUAUUCAGAGCUCAGUAAAGAACCCCCGCUGAGACAUGCACGCAUUCAUGAACCGCUUGUAUAAUAUCAUGCGACAUAUCUAUCUAUCUCUCUGUCUGUCUGUCUAUCUUGUAUCUAUCUAUCUUGUAUCUAUCUAUCUAGUUGGUCUGUCUGUCUGCCUAUCUAUCUGUAUCUUAAUGAGAGUAAUGUAUGUAAAUGUAUGCUUCUGUAUUUAUAUAUAUAUAUAUAUCUUGUCUUCUGUCAGUUCUCAUGUUAUUUAUCCAGUUUUUGCCCCGGGGAGCACAUUGUGCGGUACAGAGCAUGACAAUGUCCUUUCUCCUCCCUCCCUCCUGUUCUCUCUCUCUCUGUCUCUCUCUCUCACCUUCAAAACCCUAUUUUCUUUCCCCAGGCCCUCCGGACUCCGGACCCCACAACUCACCCCCACCUUAUAACCAGCCUGCGGGGGAUGGACCAUGUAAUGGAGUAAUACCUGGCUAUAAUGACCCUCCACCUCAGCCAUCCAGUGCCACACUCCCCCGCCAGGAUCCCAAGGGAUACCUACAAGAGACCCAAUUUACAGGUCCUCCCCCUACUCCCCAAGGCUAUGUGGUGCAGACUCACACUCAAGGGGGAACGUUACCUGGAGGGGGCUAUGUUCCACAACAAGCAGGCUACCCCAUGCACUUGCAGCCAUGCACAGCGUAUGUACCCGUUUACCCAGUGGGAACGGUAAGUGUCAGCAUUGGAAAUGGAAGAAAGGGUAGGUUGUUAUGGGAAUUGAAUGCAGAUGUAGAGCGGUCACCUAGCAGAUGUGAUAAAGAAUUAUUUUAAAAAUCCUGAAAUAUUUUAUAAAUAUGUUUAGUUUAGGAUGGUAGAGCAUAGGACAUGAUAGUUUAGGACAGCAGAAUGUAGGUCAGGAUAGUUUAGGAGAGUGAAGGAUAGAAUAGGAUAGCUUAGUACAUUAAAGGGACACUAUAGUCACCUGAACAACUUUAGCUAAAUGAAGCAGUUUUGGUGUAUAGAACAUGCCCCUGCAGCCUCACUGCUCAAUCCUCUGCCAUUUAGGAGUUAAAUCCCUUUGUUUAGGAACCCUAGUCACACCUCCCUGCAUGUGACUUGCACAGCCUUCCAUAAACACUUCCUGUAAAGAGAGCCCUUUUUAGGCUUUCUUUAUUGCAAGUUCUGUUUAAUUAAGAUUUUCUUAUCCCCUGCUAUGUUAAUAGCUUGCUAGACCCUGCAAGAGCCUCCUGUAUGUGAUUAAAGUUCAAUUUAGAGAUUGAGAUACAAUUAUUUAAAGGUAAAUUACAUCUGUUUGAAAGUGAAACCAGUUUUUUUUUUCAUGCAGGCUCUGUCAAUCAUAGCCAGGGGAGGUGUGGCUAGGGCUGCAUAAACAGAAACAAAGUGAUUUAACUCCUAAAUGACAAUGAAUUGAGCAGUUAAAUUGCAGGGGAAUAAUCUAUACACUAAAACUGCUUUAUUUAGCUAAAGUAAUUUAGGUGACUAUAGUGUUCCUUUAAAGCAUAGAAUGGGAUUGUUUAGAUCAGUAGACUGUAAGAUGUUUAGGACAAUAGCUUAUAAGAUAGGCUAGUUUAAGACAGAACAGCGUAGAACACUAUAGUGUAUACUGCUGAGAGCAGUAGAGUGUAGACUGGGAUAGUUUAGGACAGUAGAGUGUAGACUGGGAUAGUUUAGGACAGCAGAGUGUAGACUAGGAUAGUUUAGGGUGGUAGAGUGUAGACUAGGAUAGUUUAGGUCAAUGAGUGUAGACUAGGAUAGUUUAGGGUAGUAGAGUGUAGACUAGGAUAAUUUAGGACAGUGAGUGUAGACUAGGAAAGUUUAGGACAGUAGAGUGCAGGAUAGGAUAGUUUAGGACAGUGAGUGUAGACUAGGAAAGUUUAGGACAAUGAGUGUAGACUAGGAUAGUUUAGGAUAGUGAGUGUAGACUAAGAUAGUUUAGGACAGUGAGUGUAGACUAGGAAAGUUUAGGCUGGUAGAGUGUAGACUAGGAUAGUUUAGGACAGUGAGUGUAGACUGGGAUAGUUUAGGUUGGUAGAGUGUAGACUUGGAUAGAUUAGGACAGUGAGUGUAGACUAGUAUAGUUUAGGGUAGUAGAGUGUAGACUAGUAUAGUUUAGGACAGUGAGUGUAGACUGGGAUAGUUUAGGACAGCAGAGUGUAGACUAGGAUAGUUUAGGACAGUAGAGUGUAGACUAGGAUAGUUUAGGGUGGUAGAGUGUAGACUAGGAUAGUUUAGGGUAGUAGAGUGUAGACUUGGAUAGAGUGUUAGGGUAGGGUAGAGUGUAGACUAGGAUAGUUUAGGGUAGUAGAGUGUAGACUUGGAUAGAUUAGGGUAGUAGAGUGUAGACCAGGAUAGUUUAGGGUGGUAGAGUGUAGACUAGGAUAGUUUAGGGUAGUAGAGUGUAGACUUAGGGUAGUAGAGUGUAGACUAGGAUAGUUUAGGGUGGUAGAGUGUAGACUAGGAUAGUUUAGGGUAGUAGAGUGUAGACUUGGAUAGAUUAGGGUAGUAGAGUGUAGACAGGAUAGUUUAGGGUGGUAGAGUGUAGACUAGGAUAGUUUAGGACAGUAGAGUGUAGGAAAUUAGAGAGCAGCCCUCAUUCUUUCCUUCUUCUUUCUUCCCAAUCAGCAAUAUCCGGCAGGAUCUGUACCACCUCAGCCUGGAAUGCCACCUCCACAAAUUCCCCCUGGACUGGCCCUCUUAGAGCCACGACGUCCCCCUCAUGACUACCUGCCUAUCGCUGUUCUCACCACCAUCUGCUGCUUCUGGCCCACUGGAGUCUUUGCGAUUAUAAAAGCAGUUCAGGUGAGACAUAGCUGAUUCAAUGACCCCUUGGACUUAUCUACUAUGCAGUGGGAGGGGACAGACUUGUAGCUCAUUCUGUCUGUGUCACUGUGUCACCCUGCAGGGGGAGGGGACAGACUUGUAACUCUAUUCUGUCUGUGUCACUGUGUCACCCUCCAGGGGGAGGGGAAAGACUUGUAGGUCAUUCUGUCUGUGUCACUGUGUCCCCCUGCAGGGGGAGGGGAAAGACUUGUAACUCAUUCUGUCUGUGUCACUGUGUCCCCCUGCAGGGGGAGGGGACAGACUUGUAACUCAUUCUGUCUGUGUCACUGUGUCACCCUGCAGGGGGAGGGACAGACUUGUAACUCAUUCUGUCUGUGUCACUGUGUCACCCUGCAGGGGGAGGGGACAGACUUGUAGCUCAUUCUGUCUGUGUCACUGUGUCACCCUGCAGGGGGAGGGGACAGACUUGUAACUCUAUUCUGUCCGUGUCACUGUGUCACCCUGCAGGGGGAGGGGACAGACUUGUAACUCUAUUCUGUCCGUGUCACUGUGUCACCCUGCAGGGGGAGGGGAAAGACUUGUAGCUCAUUCUGUCUGUGUCACUGUGUCCCCCUGCAGGGGGAGGGGACAGACUUGUAACUCAUUCUGUCUGUGUCACUGUGUCACCCUGCAGGGGGAGGGACAGACUUGUUGCUCCAUCUAUCUGUGUGAAAAUGAAGAUUUUCAGAUAAUCAGUUAAUUGGUAACAUUUCUAGCCUGAGAUUGAACACAUAUAAUGUAGAGCAAGCAUGUCAAACAUGUGGCACGCGGAACUGGAGGGUGGACGGCUCAUCAUAAGGUAGAGGAAGGGGAGUUUGGGAAACCUUCCUGUGUAGUGUGUUCAAUUGGGGAGGGUGGCAGUGUAUUAAUUUGGGGGAGGGAGUGGGCAAUGUAUUAAUUUGAGGGAGAGAGGGGUCCAGUGUAUUAAAUUGGGGUGUGUAUUAAUUUGGGGGAGGAAGUGGGGCAGUGUAUUCGAUUGAUGGGAGGGGCAGUGUUUUAAAUUGGGGAGGGAGGGGGCAGUGUAUUUAAUUGGGGGGAGGGCAGUGUAUUCAAUUAGAGUGGAAUUGAUUGUAUUAGAUUAAGGGGUAGUGUAUUGGAUUUGUGGGCAGUGUAUUAGAUUGGGUCUGCAUGGAGGCACUGAACACUCCCCAUGGAGAUGCUGAUUGGCCGCGUAGCUUUUUCCCACACAUGCACAAUAGCCUCCCAUGGGAUUGGCUGAGAUCAUCAAGUUUGAUGAUCUCAGCCAAAGUGAAGAACACAAAAUCAAUAAGUUAACGUAAUUUAAGUGUACAUUCACCAUUUCAGUCCCAUUACCAAACUUUUCUUAAUAUGUCAAGGUAGUUGGACUGAAACAUUGGUUAUACGCAAAUGCGCGAGUCGUUAAAAUAAAUUUGCUCUUUUGUUUACUUUGAAGCCCUACGAGCGCGAGGACAUCCAGUGUCAGGCAACUUUUUUUAUACUGUACUUUUCUAAAUACACCUAAGUUUCUAUGAAAACUGAAGUUGUUUUUUUUUUGGCCCACGUAAACUUAAACCUUGUUUAUUUGGCCCGUAUUAGUCUUUGAGUUUGACAUGCUUGAUGUAGAGUCUAUGAGACUCAGUUCUUAACUGAUUGUUUACCAAGAAACUUUGUUUGAUCUGUGGAUCAUUUACAGUGGUUAUGGUUGCAUUUUAGUGAUAGACAGAUAGACAGAUAGCAGGCAUGUUUAUAGGUAUUCUUGGUAUUUAAAUUAAACCAUCAUCAAAAACAUGUGGAUCCAUUAUCUUUAAAAACAAGUCGAUGACAAGCAGCUUUGGGUAGAUAAAUAAAUAUCAUCAAUGCCUUGUGUCAGCAGAUAGCAAAUGAAACAAUUCAAUACAUUGUUUACCUCCUCCAAAACCCAAAGAUGGACUGCAGUGGCGGUAUUCGCAAUUCUGAACUGAGUUUGGUAAAAUAAUUAGCAUUCCAUUUGUCAAAAGAAUCCUCCAAACACCAUAACCACAACAGGAUACUGCAGUGGUAAUGGUGCAUGGGGUUUCUUUUAAUUCCAUUUAAUCACAAGUCGCAAUGUGAUUGUCAUUGCGCUUUGCAGUGAGCGUUGCGUCUUUUGUAAUAAAUGUGUCAUUUUCUUUUGGUUUUGUAAGUAUUGUUAGUGUUUGUCUUAUUAUAAAAUCUAAUUAAUCUAUCAGUCUGAUUGCACAUACUAAGCAAUUCCUGCUUUUAAAAAGUCAGACAUGUAGGGAAUGAAUGGGGAUUCCAGUCAUAUUUCUUUUUUUGUCUGUUUUUCACAAGAUUUACCAUAAUUGUGUUUUUAUCAUAUAUAACGUGGAAUGCUAAGCCCCAUAACAUCCGCAGCUUGUUAUAGUUAUGGUACAAGGAGUCUUGGGUUGCUAUCCCUGCGGUUUAUGUCAGAUUUUGUUUGAGCUGUUUGAUGGAAACAGGGUUCUCUGGGCACCUAAAUCUUCUCUGCUGCGCGUCGGCUAACGCAGAAAUAAAUGCACACGGAUAUGUGUUAGGCAGGGAGUGCUAGCUGUGCGUUAACCCAGGGUUCACAGCCUAUUGUUGCCAUAAUAGCUUAGGAGAGCCCUAUUCUUCUGGCACAACCAGAACUCUGGAAUGUGUUUAUUAGAUGAAAGUCGUUUUCCAACAACGAUUCGAUUAGAUGAGAUAAGCUAUUGUAAUUGAAGAGCAAUUUUCCAUUUGACUUCUAUGGGGAAAAAAAGCUAUUUAAUUACAAAAGACAUAAUAGAAUCUAGCCCAGUGUGUUUAAUUGUAUCCAUUAGUCUUUCUGUUUUAUUUAUUUAGUUUUAUAAAUAAUGGCAUUUAAUAGCUACAGUUUCAGUGCAGGUUCUUUGGACCUGCAUAGUUUGUUAAAAGCAACUUUUUUUUAGGUAUAACGAGUAGCGAUAGCAUUCAAAAAGGACAUAGCUACUUAUAUCCACUUCUUUAGCCCCCCCCACUUCAGCCCCAAUAUAUGCAUUAAAGUCCCAGGGACUGAAGCAGUUAGGUUCUGUCCAUUUAUCCCUUCCUCCCAGUAGUAGAAGCAGGGACACUUUCACUGCUGGUAACAGCGAAGCCCGGAUAUAAUCUGCAUGUUCCUCCUAUAAGCAAAGGCCAAAAUGAUUGGUUCCACGCUAACCAGUUGGCUGCUUGAAGCCUCAGUUGAGCACUAUGUAUAUCUAUGGCAUUCAGCCUGGCUGCACUCUCACGAGCAGCUCAGUGACGUCAACUGAGAAAUGGGCUGCAUUCACAGAGUGCUAACGGUGUGCUCUGCACUGUGCAUACGGAUGUUAAUUUGGAGAAUCUCUCUGCUGAUGUAUUAGGUUGUGGAGGGGUUAGAUUUAGUAUGGGAGUGGGCAGGGCUGGAUUAACAUAGGGGCUAAUGGAGCUGAAGCUCCAGUCCCAUUGAUUAAAAAUGCAUUCACUCUGACUGACCUUCCAAUUCUUCGGGCAGACCUGUCCCCUUUCCAGGUGUGACUGCCCCUUUGCGCGGUGCUAGUGGGACAUGAUUGGCACUGUAUUAAAUAUUUUUUUCACCAAUAAAUAUGAAUAAAGAAAAAACAGGGUAUAUUUACCUCACAGUCAUAUAAAGACUAGAAGUAAAGAAAUAUAUAAGGGUUACACAGGCCAGGAGUAGAGCUUCCUUGGGGAGAUAUCCGGAGUUUUUCAGCCCUUGGGACACCGAUGUGUUUUACACAAUUUGAUUGUGCUUUUUACUUGUCAGUGUGUGUAUAUACAUAUGUUUUUAAAUUGGUUUAAAUUAAAAUACUACACUAUAUACGUUAAUCUAGUCUUUAUAUAUGAGAAUUGUGGUUAUACACCACUUCCUGUGAGGUAAAUAUACAGUUUUUAUUUAUUCACAUUUGCACCCAGGAUGGGUGCAGUGGGAUGCAUUAAACUAUUUGGGGGUCCAGAAAUGGCCUGAAUGACAGUACCAAGAGAGCCCUGUUUUAGAACUUAAUCCCAGAACUGAUUUUACUUACUGAACCCCCAGUGUCUGCUUUGAAAGCAAUGGACAGAACCAAAGAUCCUGUCUUUGUUAUCAUGUCACUGUCUUACUAUGUCACUGUAUCCAUGUCAGUGUUACUAUGUCUCUCUGUUACCAUGUCACUGUUACCAUGUCACUCUCUUACUAUGUCACUGUAUCCAUGUCAGUGUUACUAUGUCUCUCUGUUACCAUGUCACUGUUACCAUGUCACUGUCUUACUAUGUCACUGUAUCCAUGUCAGUGUUACUAUGUCUCUCUGUUACCAUGUCACUGUUACCAUGUCACUCUCUUACUAUGUCACUGUAUCCAUGUCAGUGUUACUAUGUCUCUCUGUUACCAUGUCACUGUUACCAUGUCACUCUCUUACUAUGUCACUGUAUCCAUGUCAGUGUUACUACGUCUCUCUGUUACCAUGUCACUGUUACCAUGUCACUCUCUUACUAUGUCACUGUAUCCAUGUCAGUGUUACUAUGUCUCUCUGUUACCAUGUCACUGUUACCAUGUCACUCUCUUACUAUGUGUCAAGGCAGUGUUAUUUACCUGGCUAACGAGACAUCAAUAUCAGGUGUACCAGGAGUAAUAGGAGUAAUACCAAUACUUGUUCAGCCCCCAGUGCUGGAUACAUGACAGGGCUAGAUACUAACAUACUGAAGCUAAAUGGUGGCUCAGAGGUAACAUAGCAGCCCCAGGAUGGCAAAGUACCCAGGUUCAAAUCUGCUACUGGGCAUUCCUGGGGCAACCUUAUUUGGCAUUCCUGAAGUUACAGUGGGAACCAUGACAGUACCCCCUCCUCAAAGCUGCUGUUAGGUGAAACGAUAAAAAGCAACUACAGCCCAAGAGGUCACUUUUUAGAUUUCUUGGUCCUGGCGUUGCCAGCAGGAGCGAAGGACAUAGCUUGAGUGGUCUUGAUGGCUAGAAGUGCCCUUUCAAAGUCAUGCAAAUUUGCAUUUUCAGGUACUACUGGAGAGAGGUUAAGGUUGGCAAUGGAUUUGGUGCAAGCGGCAAGUACCUUGAUCCCAGGAGUAUUAUUCUCUUGCAGCUUCUGGUAUGCCCAGGCCUUAAUCCAUCCAGAAAGUACAACUGAUAGCAGAACGGACCUUGAUAAAGUCAGUGACGUAGGUUCUGGGUUUCAAGGAAACAAGAGUUCACAGUCCAUCUUGAAGAUCGAGAAAGUGGAACGGGAACCGUCGAACCUGUCAGGCAGUAUGACAUAGGGUUCUGGAUAAGCAGGAUCCUGGGCUGGGCGUACUGUGCCUUUAAGAAAUAAAAUUUCUCGCUGCAGCUCCGAAACAAUCUGGGCCAGGCUGGACACUUCCUGGGACAGGAGUGAGCACAUCUCUGCGGACUCCAUAUGGUCAGUUCCUUAUGUCACGGCUUACCUGAGUUGGGAGUCCGUCAGCCAGAGAUAUGUGCUUACCCUUGCAAGUAAAUACAGGCCGAGGUGGUCAGGUAAGAAUUCACCUGGCCUGUGAGUCGGUGCACGGGGGCUGUGCAGGAUAAUUCUCCAAGUCGCAGUACAGGAACGGAUAAAGCAGGAGAAUCGUUGUGGGUAAGCCAGAGGUCAGAGGAUGCCAGAAAUCAGAAUAAACGAAACAACAAGCCAAGGUCAAGAGUAAACUGGAGAACACGAAACAGCAGUAUGAUCUCCAGAGUCAAGGAACUGACACUGCCUUCUGGUAGAAGCAGUGUUAUAUACCUGGCUAACGAGACAUCAAUAUCAGGCGUACCAGGAGUAAUAGUACCCAGGUUCAAAUCCGCUACUGGGCACUCCAAAGUACCCAGGUUCAAAUCCGCUUCUGGGCACUCCUGGGGCAACCUCCGGAAGUUACGUUGGGAACCGUGACACUAUGUCACUGUAUCCAUGUCAGUGUUACUACGUCUCUGUUACCAUGUCAGUGUUACUAUGUCUCUCUGUUACCAUGUCAUUGUCACCAUGUUUCUGUUAUUAUGUCUCUCUGUUACCAUGUCAUUGUUACCAUGUCACCUGUGGGACAGACUUGAAGCUCUUGUCUAUGUGAUUUCCUUACAGGUCAGGACGGCUCUGGCUCGCGGUGACAUUAUGUCAGCAGAGAUAGCUUCUCGAGAAGCUCGGAACUUCUCCUUCAUCAGUUUGGCAGUGGGAAUUGCUGCCAUGGUCUUGUGUACUAUUCUCACCGUGGUCAUCAUCAUCGCUGCUCAGCACCAUGACAAUGAGUGGGGGCCAUGAGUUAUCCAUCGUGGCAAAAGGAGAGCGGAAAGAUGUGCCAAGACCUCCAAAUAUUCCUAAUUCUCUCACUCUCUUUCCAUUUCAUAUUUUCCCCCCCAUUUCAAUUUCUUUACCUCUCCUUUCACAUCUCUCUCUCGUCUUUUCUUCAUUGCAUCUCUUUUCACUCUAGAUAUUUUAUUAUUUUCUUUCCCAACCGGUUCUAUCAUUUUAUAUAUUUUCUAUCUCCCAUUAAUUAUUUUCCUUACAUUAAACUUUCUUUCCCCUUAUACCUUGUCUAUUCUUCUAACUUUGCACCUAUUCUUUUGUAUCUUCCACUUGCUCCCUACCUGCACAUUUACCCUUCAGCCCAUGACUUCUCCUUGGUAUAACAAGUAAUACAGGUGCCACCUUGGGGUAUUACAGGGACACUAGAUGAUUAUUAUAGAAGUAUUAUUGGGGCUGUGAGAGUAUUAUGGGAGUAUCUUUCAUCUUUGUUUUAAUGAGACCGAGUGCCAAAAAAAUGGGCCAUGAUAUAUGUGGGUUUGGGGAGAAGCCACAAAAUGGUACAGAUUUUGAGAAAUCAGACAAAGAAUGCGUUAGGCGGACUGUGAGAAUGCUGAUUAAUGAAAGAGGAUGGGAAGGAUAGUGAGCUAUGAGUGAGUGAGAAAAAACAAAAGAUAUUUUUAGAAGUAAUAAUCAUUGUACGUGUGUGAGAUUCACAAUUUGAAGGAAAUAGUGUGUUAGACAGCCAUACAGAAAUUAUUAGAUAGAGAGAGGACUGAUUUUAUCAAGUGAUCAAAACACUCUCCAAUAUUUCACAAAGUCCUCUAGUCAAGCGGUUAGACGUCUCAACCCUUGAUAUUAAACAACAAGAGGAAAGCAACGAUUUGGGAUGUUUUGAGUGUUCUUUCUCAUAGUUUCGUACAGGUAGAUUAUUCAGAAACAAUGCAAAAGAUAAAGGCGAUAGCGGGGCUAUUGUCAUAGCGUGAUAUACAAGGGUUGCUGUAACCCCUGGUAAAUGUCUGAGAAAGUCUCCUGCUGCAUUAAUUGUUAAUUACACUCCCACCAUUCACUAAUGAAUUUUAUUUAAUGUUGUAUUGCGUGAGGUCCUGUCUACAGUGUGAUCGAGAACGUGAUCAUUUUCUGAGAGGGUAACUAUGAAUGUUACAACGCUGAGUAAUAUUUCAUGUUGACUGGUAGGAUUUUAAUUAACACUUUCCCUUGCUUCUACUAUAUGUGCUGAUAGCCAAAAUAUCUAAGGGUAAAACUGAGGGAGUUAGGACUAAAAAAAGGAAAUUAUUGUGAUAGGGAACUAUCUAAAAUAACUAGAUGAAAAGUUGGACAGUCAUCUGGAGAUAUUUAUAAAGUUUCUGGGGAAAACAUGGAGCAACCUGCAGGAACAUUUCGGUGGUUUCCAUGGAAACUGCUCCAUCCUGAAUUUCGCUGUCUGGUUAUUCUUCAUAAAUAACUUCUAUAGCGUGCUGGGGUGCAAUACAGAAAGAUGGCUGGUGGGCGCAAUAAACAGAACUUGGGAGACCGUUCAUAUAUACGUGACUUGAGACUGUGUGUUAAAGACGAAGCUUCUAUAUUUAAGCACAGUGUUAUAUUGGGUGGGAGGGGUGGGGGUUCUUAUCUCUGUGAUAUACAAAUUAUUUAUUGUUCUAAGUAAUAUUCUCCUGAUUAACAACUUAUUUAUUUAUUGGUUGGAAGGAUGCAUUGUGGGUAUUUAUUCAUUAGCGUUUGGAAUGAUAAUUUAGCUGCAUUAUCUAUAAUAAAACAGAAAUUUAUUGAAA